Castor canadensis (American beaver) is the source of this 2621-nucleotide messenger RNA. The record is from RefSeq and is a predicted model, not a curated record. Lineage: Eukaryota; Metazoa; Chordata; Mammalia; Rodentia; Castoridae.
UAUUUCUCCUAUCUGCUCAUGCUUUAAAAGUGUGUGAGAUUGAAAACAGCAUCAUUUGCAAGGUUUAGAAAAAACUUUUUCUCAUUAAAUUGUCUUUCAAAUUUUAGGUUUCACUGCCUCAAGGUUCUCAAGGAAUUGCCCAUCAAACUUAUCAACAACCUGUUAUGUUCCCUAAUCAGUCUAAUCAAGGAACUAUGCCCACAACAGGAAUGCCAGUUUACUACAGUGUCAUUCCACCUGGCCAACAAAACAAUUUAAGCCCUUCAGUCAGUUUCUUGCAACAUCCAGGAUCAGAACAAGUACAGUUUCCUCAAACUACAUCUCCAUGCAGUUCUCAGCAGCUUCAAGCCCACCAGUGUGCAGCCAUGCCACCACCGCCACCUGGUGGAGGAAUGGUGAUGAUGCAGCUCAGUGUACCCAACAAUCCACAGUCUCGUGCCCAUUCACCCCCACAGUGGAAACAAAACAAAUAUUACUGUGACCACCAGAGAGGACAAAAGUGUGUGGAAUUUAGCAAUGUGGACAAUAUUGUCCAGCACAGCCCUCAACUCAGCAGCCCCAUCAUUUCACCAGCACAAUCACCAGCACCAGCUCAGCUGUCCACUCUGAAAACUAUACGUCCCUCUGGACCACCACUUUCCAUCAUGCCCCAGUUUUCUAGACCUUUUGUCCCUGGGCAGGGAGAUGCCAGGUUUCCAUUACUUGGCCAGCCACUGCAGUACAACCCUCCCACUGUUCUGCAUGGACACAUUCCAAAUCAACAGGGUCAGUCUAGCAGCAGGCAUGGAAACCGAGGAAGGAGACAAGCUAAGAAAGCUGCGUCCACGGACCUUGGAGCAGGAGAAGCAGUUGUUGGGAAGGUCUUGGAAAUUACUGAACUACCAGAUGGAAUAACUCGCAUGGAAGCUGAGAAGCUUUUUGGGGAACUCUUUAAAAUUGGGGCCAAGAUCCGGUGGCUCCGGGACCCUCAGUCCCAGCCCCAACUGCGUCGUCAUCCCCUCUGCUGUGGCAGCGGAGACAGCACUGUCAACCCUGAACGCUCUAAACCCAGUGACUUGGCCUCUACGUACACCGUCUUAGCCACAUUCCCCUCCAUUUCAGCUGCACAGAGUGCAUUGAAGAAACAAAUUAACUCGGUUAACAAGUUUAAGCUGAGAACAAGCAAGAAGCACUAUGACUUUCACAUUUUGGAAAGGGCAAGUUCUCAGUAACAGAGCCACUUUUGGACCCUUCAGUCUAAGGUUCCCCCGCCCUCUCCCAUCUCUGAUUGGCUUGGUAAUUGGAGCUUCUGUUAACAUUAUAGAGACUCCUAGGAUGUGUGGUCAUGGUGUUAUAGCUUUUGAAGGCCAGUAAUUCAGCAAAGCGGGGGUGGGGGGGAGAUGCAUAUUUUACCCCACUGACUAUAGGAAUCCACACAUGAAUAAUACAGAGUUAGCAGCAUUUUCUAAAGAAAUGCUGUUCAAAUGCCUCCUAACUUUUAUAGUUAUUUUGUUUUAUAUUUCUGAAUUCUUGUAUCAGAUCCAAAGCUCUAUUGUACAGCAAAUUAUUCUUCAAAGUGAUUCCAAACAGUUGCAACCUAUAUUUCUUUUUGCAGCCAGCACAAUGUGACCCAACUUAGAUGUGGAGGGGGGAGAAGAAUGCAGAAAUGGAAUAAUGAAGUCAAAACCACGUACUGUCCUUUUGCGGGGCUGAGGGUGCUAAGGAGAGUCCACAAAUAGAUUACUCUUCCCCUGAAUCUCUAAACACAGAAAUAUUUUCCAGAAAAUACAGAACUCCCCCAAAGGAUCCUUUCCUUAUUCAUUUAGGUAGUAUGAACAUUAAGUGUAAAGUAAAUUAUGUUAUAAUGCCUCUUAAUCAAACCACUUACAUUCAAGGGGGAAUAGGAAUCAUACUAGGCAGGAAAUACUUCUACUUUUUUUUUCUUUUUUAAUGUCCCUCCAAAACCAAAUGCCACUUACCUGCAUUCCCCUCCUUGUGGAAUUUUUAUCAUCUAAAGAAAUGCAUCUGAUGAGUGCUGGAAACUUCUUAAGUGGUUUAAAUUUUGUUCUCAUUGUUUGCAGCAGAUUACUGGACAUCAAAUAUUCAUUGCACUUAUGAACAGGGAACCUUCUUUUCAAUUUCUGUGUAAUUUGCAAGGCUGUACAAUGUGCUGAUGCAAGCCUUUUUCAGUUCAAGAAAAUAAAUGUUUACAAGUAUAGGCCCACUUUGUCCUUUUUUAAAUUAAAAAUAUCUGUAUAAUGAGACAACUAAAGAAAGAACAUUAUCUUUGGCUAGAUAAAUAAUUUGUUUGUAGCUUAUGUAUUUUGCACCUAGUUAUGCAGCUAAGUUCAAAUACUUUCUCCAUUGGUCAACCAAGCAGAGAAAUCUAAAAGUUGGGGUCUGGCAGCUGUGACAUGCCUGUAACCUGAUUUGCAUCUAGCCCAGACUAGGAUUUUACUGUGAGACUGAAGAGCAACGGGUGUCUCUAGACUCUGAUGCAGGUGCGCACUCAUUUGAGAAUUUGCAAAGUCCCCCUUGGUCCCAGAAGCACCAAGUGGCUAACAUUUGUAAUCCUAGCUGCUCAGGAAACAGAGAUCUGGAGGAUCAUGGUUGGAAGCCAGCCCAAGGCAAAGAGUAUGCAA